Messenger RNA from Talaromyces amestolkiae, 1341 nucleotides. RefSeq lists its product as uncharacterized. The coding region runs from base 1 to 1341 and encodes 446 amino acids. NCBI's taxonomy places the organism in Eukaryota, Fungi, Ascomycota, Eurotiomycetes, Eurotiales, Trichocomaceae. The record is from RefSeq and is a predicted model, not a curated record. The transcript has a single exon.
AUGCAGGUCAUCAAAUCCUCCCUCGUGCUGGUCAUGACUCUCGCUUCCCUAGCUCACGCACACAGCUGGGUCGAAGCUUUAUCUCUUCUCUCUCCCAACGGCAGCUUCACAGGCAUUACUGGUUAUCCACGAGGCAUGAUCUUACGCACUGCCCCAGGAUUUGACGACACGAACAUGCAGUGGCAACUACCUGAAAACCAAGCGAGCCAACUCAACGACAGCAUGCGCAUAUGCAGACCGUCACAGCAAACUUCCAACUACACCGACAGCAGUCUUCCAAAACUAGAGGCAUAUCCAGGCGCAAACAUGGCUUUACGGUAUCAGGAGAAUGGACAUGUUACCACACCGUGGACCAAGCCCGGGAAACCCGUAAACAGUGGUGUCGUAUAUGUAUAUGGCACUUCUCAGCCCAAAGAGGACGACACUCUGCUCGGUAUCCACGGUCAAUGGACGCUCGAUGGUAAAGGAGGUGACGGACGAGGCCGCCUACUGACGAGUCAAUACUUUGAUGAUGGACAAUGCUACCAGAUAAACAUCGGCUACAUAUCCGAGGAGCGACAAACGCAGUUUCAUCGCGUAGCAGAGACUGGUUCUUUUCAAGGAGCAAAUCUGUGGUGUCAGACUGACGUUCUGUUACCAAAUGACUUGGAUGUCGGGAAGGACUAUACUCUGUACUGGGUUUGGGAUUGGUCCACAAUGGAUGGCAGCGGCACUGUCACUCUGCCCGAACUCUAUACGACAUGUAUAGAUGUGACGAUUGCCGACGCUAAGACGGUCGGAGAUACAGGCGCAGUCGUGUCUGAUAGCGGUAGUAAAAGCGUGUCUUUCGUGUCAAUCACAAAUUACGGCGAGGCUGCUAUACAGUCUGUAUUCGAGAGUCUCUCUGCUGCACCGACUGUGCCGAAGGUGACCGCUACCGCGCCAGUCAAUAUUACUGCUUCUAUCUCUUAUAGUGUUGCUGUUUCGCUUCUCGCCAAGGGGGUCAGUUCUCCUGUCGCUGCUGCCCAGGGUGCAUCUGCUGUUCCUUCGGUACUAGCUACAUUGGCCCUGAGUACUCAUACCGUUGCUGGUACUAUGCCUGCUGGUGUCGCUGCGACCGCUGCUGCGACCGUCGGCUCUGGUGCUCCUGCUGCUACCAUCGUAGCUUCUGUAUCACCUACAAACCCGACUCAUUCAGUUGACCUUGGAAACGGCGGUGAGUGUAUCGUCGAGACAGUGACCGUAACAGUCACAUCGACCAUUCCUUCUCAACCACAAGCUCGUUCCACAGGGUCAUUGGCUCGACGGAGGAUUCUUGCUUUGGACGACGACGACGACGACGACGAUGGUUUCAAUUCUUGA